GCAACACUGCCCUCAAAGACAUCCCCAAACACGCGAAGUGUAAACAAAACAAGUCUGGAGUUUCUAAAAUCUCAAAUUUUUGGAAGAUUCUCCCGAUUUUCCUGUUUUAGGGAACUAAAUUGUUUAUAUAUAGUGUAAAUCCUUGUCAGCAAUGGAAGCGGAAGUACAAUUGCAGCAGGAAUCGGUCCCCGUGAAUGAAUUUUUGGAUGACGUCCCCAGCGACAAUCCGGAAUCGUUCUGCCGAUUGUGCUUCUCGGAAGAAAAUGUCGUUCCAAUAUUUCCGCCAGACGGUAACUACAUCCGCGAGCUGACGGAAAAGAUCCGAACCUGCGCUGGUGUUCAGAUUUCGAUCCGCGAUGACUAUCCAUCGGCAAUCUGUCAGUCCUGUGUGGCAUUUCUAGAGGAAGUUCAUCAGUUUCAGAACCGAAGCAAACAUUGCGACGAGGUGAUCCAGGCCAAGAGAAACGUACUGGAGCCGCAGAUACAUGUCAAGGUGGAGCUGAGAGAGGACGAUGGAUCCGGCCGACCCGUUGUAGUGGAAGGCGGUCCAGCACAAGAGACACAGGCGUACCCCCAAACCGAUUGCCUAACGGAGAGCAGUAUUAUAGCGGACGCCAUCACAACCAGCCUGAAUGGGAUUGGAGAAUUGAUGGGAUCAUUUUCUGGGGCCAUGGAUCAGCUGGUGUUUCCCAAGAUGGACGCAUCGAUUGCAGCCAAUGCCAACAAAGAACACCGUUGCAUGGUGUGCAGUCGGGUGUUUCCGGAUCGGGAAUCGUGGAUGAUCCACCUGGGAGAUCACGCCGAGGAACGACCCUAUCAAUGUUUGGAGUGUUUCGCUCAGUUUCGGGAAAAGCGUUCCCUCGCCAGACACAUGAAAGCCGUCCAUGAGGAAGUACGAGACCGGAAGUGCCCUCACUGUCCCAAGUCGUUCAAGUACAGUCAUCAUCUGCGAUAUCACAUUCGGACGCAUACAGGCGAGCGGCCUUAUGUGUGCGAUAUUUGUCAGGACAGUUUCUCUCAGCACAUCCAGUGGAAGCGGCAUCAAGCCAAGCACCAGCUGCGACCAGAACAGCUCCAGAUCGCUACCCGGACCGGCAUUAUCACGGAAGAUUCAUCGAUUAAAUGCGAAUUUUGUCCACGUGUUUUCUCCCGGUUACAAGACUACCGGCGGCACGCUCCAAGCCACAAUGCCGAAAAUCUGAACUUGGAUAGCUUGGCCAAGCACCAGUUGGCCAAUUUACCACCGCUGAAUCCGCGCUAGGGUGUUGAUGUAGUAAUAGUUUUGGCAAAGUUUUCGUCAAUAAAGUAUCCAAAGUCCAAACGAUAAAAAGUGUGGUCUUGUGUGCAUUAAUAAGGCUGACACAAAUUUUGAUUUUGUCUUAUGUCACCGCCCCCUCGGAAAAUUUUGGUCGAAAUUCAACAUUUUGAGGGGGGACACCAAUAAAUUAUUCAAGAAAUUUUAAAAUUUUAAGGUGAAAUUAGAGUAGCACAGAAAAUUUCUUAACAAAUCCGAUGAGUUUAUAGAUUUUGCCGAAUUGUUUGGAAAUUUCUUCGUCAAAUACAUUUAUUAUUUAUUGUCCUCCCCCUUAGCGAACCAACGAGUAUUGUGACAAAAGAAGAAAAUGAGAUUUGUUCCGGCCU
Molecule: messenger RNA, 1641 nt
Organism: Aedes albopictus (Asian tiger mosquito)
Lineage: Eukaryota; Metazoa; Arthropoda; Insecta; Diptera; Culicidae
Product: zinc finger protein 865
Exons: 2
Coding region: 152-1261 (369 amino acids)
Biological process (GO): regulation of DNA-templated transcription
Cellular component (GO): nucleus
Molecular function (GO): DNA-binding transcription factor activity, RNA polymerase II-specific; RNA polymerase II cis-regulatory region sequence-specific DNA binding; zinc ion binding
Source: RefSeq, a predicted model, not a curated record